UGAAAAUGGCGCGACUUCUUCUGCAACGUUUAAAACCCUAAAGGCCUCUCUCUCUCUCUCUCUCUCUCUUCACAAGCUCGCGCAGAUAUGGCGUUUCUGGCUCGCACAGCAGCUCAGGCUCUUCGCCUGCGAGCGCCGUGCAGAUUCUACUUCUCCUCCUCUCUCGGUCGGUACCGGCAGGGCAGAGGACAUGCAAUCUCCAAUGUAAGGGAGCAUGCGCGUUCUUUUUCCGCCAGCGUUGAAGAGACGGACUUUGAGUGCGAUGGACUCCGGGAUGAUCCCGGGACAGCACACAGAGAGAAUACGUUACGCAAGGCUCUUUCUAGCCUUGCUGGUGAUUUUGGAAGAGAGUCUAUGUUGUCUUUGCGGAGGUUCUUCAGCUCAAGGCGUGAACCAGUAAUAUCAACGGGCUCUCUAAAGCUUGACUUGGCACUUGGAAUUGGAGGGUUGCCCAAGGGUAGAAUUGUUGAGAUCUAUGGGCAAGAGGCAUCGGGGAAGACUACGCUUGCCCUUCAUGUGAUUAAAGAAGCUCAGGAGCUAGGAGGGUUUUGUGCAUAUUUUGAUGUAGAGAAUGCAAUGGACCCUUCACUUGCAGAAUCAAUGGGUAUAGACACAGAAAAACUCCUCUUUUUGCGUCCAAAUUCUGCUGAGAAUUUGCUCAGUGCUGUUGAUACGCUUGCCAAAAGCAGAUCCAUAGAUGUUAUUGUAGUUGAUAGUGUUGCUGCCCUUGUCCCUCAGUGUGAGAUUGAGGAUCCAAUUGGCACCUUUGAUAGAGAUGUGCAAUCCAGAAUCAUGACACAGGCUCUUAGAAAAAUUCACUCUUCCUUAUCACAGUCAAGAACUCUCAUCAUUUUUGUUAAUCAGAUUAGGUUAGGCCAAAAAACUGGCCAGGCUUCUAGGCAUCUUGGGGAAGUUACAUGUGGUGGAAAUGCCUUGAAAUUUUAUGCUGCUGUCCGUCUCAGACUUGCAAGGAGAGAAUUGCUGAAGGUAGAAAAUAAGGCGAUUGGCCUUGGCAUUUGCGUACAAGUGGUGAAAAACAAAUUGGCGCCGGCAAUGAAAAAGGCCGAUCUAGGGAUACUUUUCGGAAAAGGGUUUUGCUCGGAGGCAGAGGUCUUUGAUUUGGCCUUGGAACACGGGGUCAUCUUUAGAGAAGGAAACAAGUACUAUGUAGAACGGGAAGUGUUCAGCGAGAGAGACCAAGCUCAACAGUUUUUGGCUGAAAAUGCGAGUGCUCUCGGAAAGAUCAGAGAACUACUUCGGCAGCAGUUCUUCGAAAGCUAAAGCUGAUAACUGUUGGAUGAAUUUCAUAGACAUUUGCUUGGAAGUUCCUUUCAACAGGUAAUGCUGCUCCGCUAUCUUCAUCAGAAAUUCCGAUCUUCUGCAACAAGCAAGUUGCAAAUGGAAUUGCGUUCUCGCUGUCACUCAUUUGUAUAAAAUGGAACUGUAGGACUGCCUAUACAAUUGCACUUCAAUGUCAAAUGUCACGUCUGAUGAAGAAAUGAGAUGAUGGUGGCAUGGAAUGCCAUAUCAAAGAAGGCUCUCUCCGUUGGCAACCACGUCGCAAACGUUGUUGCUUGGAAGAUUCAUUUCAUCGCUACCACAUUCCAAACAUGUCGUUUGGAAGGAUUACCCUCUCUGUUACCACGCCGCAAGCUUGUUAUUUGGGAGCACCUCAAUCAGCAAGGAGACAUGAUGGCAGCAUAUGUAUCUUCAAUCAAUGUUAGGUCUUUAUCGGCCGACGGGAAUGCUCCGGCUGGAAAUGAAAAGUCCAAUAUGUUGUGCUGGACUUUGUGUUGAAGUUUAUGUCAUUCUCAUGUUAGUGUAGAAAUUUCAUGGAAGAAGGGCUUCAAAUUGUCCAAAUUCCCUAUCCAUUGAAGAGGACAAAUUUAGUUAUUGCAAGACUUUGACCCACGUAGGUGGCACCUUAAUCCUAGCAAUGUACAGCUCUGAAAAUUCAAAACAAAAAUAUCGUGGGCUGUGUAUCGA
Messenger RNA from Punica granatum (pomegranate), 1986 nucleotides. The record is from RefSeq and is a predicted model, not a curated record. Lineage: Eukaryota; Viridiplantae; Streptophyta; Magnoliopsida; Myrtales; Lythraceae.